Molecule: messenger RNA, 1371 nt
Organism: Dromiciops gliroides (monito del monte)
Lineage: Eukaryota; Metazoa; Chordata; Mammalia; Microbiotheria; Microbiotheriidae
Gene: ANXA9
Product: annexin A9
Exons: 13
Coding region: 240-1277 (345 amino acids)
Cellular component (GO): cytoplasm
Molecular function (GO): calcium ion binding; calcium-dependent phospholipid binding
Source: RefSeq, a predicted model, not a curated record
GAAGAAAGGACAGGCAGGGAAGUGUGGGGGUGUUGUGCCCAGGUACAGUCAGAUCCUCUCCCACAGCUGGGAGGGGCUAAGGGCGGGAGACACCAGCUGGUCUGGUCUGGAAGGAAGGUCACCUGACUCACAACUUAGCCUGGUCCUGCACACACCCCCUCCAGUAUCACAGAGAAGCUGAUCCCACACUCAACACUGGAUAAACAGUUGUACCCUCUGUUCCAGCUGCCAACAACAUCAUGUCUGUGAGCAAUGGGAGGUUGGAGUCAUCCCUGGUCCAUGAGAUCCUCAGCCACCUGGGUCUGGCCAACAAGACUGCAGCUUGGGGCACCUUGGGCACUCUCAGGCCCUUUUUGAGCUUCAACGUGGACAAGGAUGUACAACAGCUGCUAGAAGCUAUCGCAGGCCAAGGUGUGAAUCAGGAUACCAUAGUGGAUGUGCUUACCAACCGGAAUGGUGAACAAAGGCAACUCAUUGCCAGAGCCUUCCAAGAGCGCACCCAGCAGGACUUGCUGAAAUCCCUGCAGGCAGCUCUUUCUGGAAGCUUGGAGAAGGUUGUGGUAGCACUGCUGAAGCCCACAGCCCAGUAUGAUGCCCACGAGCUAAGAGCAGCCCUGAAGGAUGUAAGUUCUGCUGAGGACGUAGGAGUGGAAAUCCUUUCUACACGUUCCCCACCCCAGCUACAGGAGUGUCUGACUGUCUACAAACAUGAUUUUCAGGUGGAGAUUGAGGAUGAUAUGAGGUCAGAGACAAGUGGCCUCCUCAGAGACCUGCUGCUAGCAUUGGCUAAGGGCACUCGGGAGAGCUAUUCUGGGAUAAAGGAUUACAACCUGGCAGAGCAGGAUGCACAGGCAUUACAAGAGGCUGGAGAAACGGGCACAGGGGCAACUUGGAUCAUGAUUUUUACCCAGCGAAAUACUGAACACCUCAACCGAGUGUUUGAUGAGUACCAGAGCCAUAGUGGUCAGGUGAUAGAGGAGGGCAUCCGGAACUGUUUUCAUGGAAGUGCCCAGACUGCUCUUCUCACCCUAGCCUCUGUGAUCAGGAACACGCCGCUGUACUUUGCUGAAAAACUCCACCAGGCUCUCCAGGGAACUGAGCCAAACCACCAAGUCUUGAUGCGCAUCCUCAUUUCUCGAAGUGAGACUGACCUUCUAAGCAUAAGAGCAGAGUUUAAGAAGAAGUUUGGAAAGUCCCUCUAUUCAUCUCUCCAGGAAGCCAUGAGAGGGGACUGCCGGUCAGCUUUACUAGCCCUAUGUCGGGCUGAAGACAUUUGACAUACACAUCCCCCAAAACCUUGUGUCUACCACUCCCGUCUCCCCCUCUUGUCAUUUCCAAGGAUCAGAGGCUUGCAGGCCCAGCUGAGCCCUC